Molecule: messenger RNA, 9814 nt
Organism: Nycticebus coucang (slow loris)
Lineage: Eukaryota; Metazoa; Chordata; Mammalia; Primates; Lorisidae
Gene: ENTPD7
Product: ectonucleoside triphosphate diphosphohydrolase 7
Exons: 12
Coding region: 483-2297 (604 amino acids)
Biological process (GO): nucleoside diphosphate catabolic process
Cellular component (GO): membrane
Molecular function (GO): nucleoside diphosphate phosphatase activity
Source: RefSeq, a predicted model, not a curated record
UGGCGCCGCUGCCUGUGCGGGGCCUCCUUCCGGCUAGCGAAAGGCAGCCGGCAGCUGCUCUGGACCCAGCGCAGCGGUGCCGAGGGAGCCGGUGGGCUGCUACAUCCAGUGAAUGUGGGCGGGAGAGGGCUGCAGAACAGGGAGAGGAAGCCCGCGCCCCACUCCUGCCACUUGGGGACUGUCAGACCCUGGAGGACGGAGCUGGCCCACGAAAACGCCCCGCUCCCGGGAUGCCCAGGUAGGGUCGCUGGGCCUGAGGAACGAGUGGACACAUCCAGAGCGGGAGCCCAGGAGUGAGUGGGAGCUGUGGAAUUCUCGUGGUGCUGUGGAAUUCUGGUCUCGUGGACACUGCUGGAGGGAAGCCUGAAACCAAACAACUCUUUACAGGCUGCAGGCUCAGGAGAUGCCCGGGACAAGGAGGCCACCGUCUCAGGGCAAAAGGAAAAGGAGGUGACAGGCGUCGAGACCACUGAAGGGACCCCAUGGCUAGGAUCAGUUUUUCCUACCUCUGUCCAGCCUCAUGGUACUUCACUCUGCCUACAGUAAGCCCAUUUCCUCGUCAGCGAGUGGCACUCCUGGGACUCUUUUUCAUAUCUUGUCUCUUUUUACUUUUGUUAAUCACGGACUUUCAACAUUGGGGUGCUUCAUUACCACGAGAUAAGCAAUAUGAAAGGUAUUUGGCCCGAGUAGGGGAGCUUGAAGCUACUGACACUGAAGACCCAAAUCUGAAUUAUGGACUUGUUGUGGACUGUGGCAGCAGUGGCUCCCGGAUUUUUGUUUAUUUCUGGCCAAGACAUAAUGGGAACCCCCAUGACUUGCUGGACAUCAAACAGAUGAGAGACCGCAACAGCCAACCAGUGGUUAAAAAAAUCAAACCAGGAAUCUCUGCAAUGGCGGAUACUCCAGAACAUGCCAGUGAUUACCUUCGUCCUCUGCUGAGCUUCGCUGCUGCUCAUGUGCCUGUGAAGAAGCAUAAGGAGACCCCCCUUUAUAUCCUGUGCACAGCGGGCAUGAGGCUUCUCCCUGAGAGGAAGCAGUUGGCUAUCUUGGCUGAUCUAGUGAAAGAUUUACCACUGGAAUUUGACUUCCUCUUUUCACAGUCUCAGGCAGAAGUGAUCUCUGGGAAGCAGGAAGGAGUUUAUGCGUGGAUUGGAAUCAACUUUGUUUUGGGAAGAUUUGACCAUGAGGAUGAAUCAGAUGCUGAGGCUUCUCAGGAAGUGGCGACAGGACGCAGAAGAACAGUAGGGAUAUUGGAUAUGGGAGGAGCCUCUCUCCAAAUUGCUUAUGAAGUUCCUACCUCAACCUCUGCCCUUCCUGCAAAACAGGAAGAAGCUGCCAAAAUCCUGCUGGCUGAGUUCAACCUGGGCUGUGAUGUGCAACACACUGAGCAUGUGUACAGGGUUUACGUCACCACCUUUCUGGGUUUUGGAGGCAACUUUGCCCGGCAGCGCUAUGAAGACCUUGUGCUGAACGAAACUCUUAAUAAAAACAGACUGCUGGGCCAAAAGACAGGUCUGAGUCCUGACAAUCCAUUUCUGGAUCCUUGCCUGCCAGUGGGACUCACAGACGUGGUGGAGAGGAACAGCCAGAUCUUGCAUGUCCGCGGUAGAGGAGACUGGGCGACUUGUGGGGCAAUGCUGAGCCCCCUGCUGGCUCGCUCCAACACCAGCCAGGCCUCGCUGAACGGCAUCUACCAGUCACCCAUUGACUUCAACAACAGCGAGUUCUACGGCUUCUCUGAGUUUUUUUACUGUACAGAGGAUGUGUUGCGCAUCGGAGGCCGUUACCAUGGGCCAACAUUCGCCAAGGCUGCUCAGGAUUACUGUGGCAUGGCUUGGUCAGUACUCACCGAGAGAUUCAAGAAUGGCCUGUUUUCAUCACAUGCAGAUGAGCAUCGACUCAAGUAUCAGUGUUUUAAAUCAGCUUGGAUGUACCAAGUCCUACAUGAAGGAUUCCACUUUCCCUAUAACUACUCAAACCUACAGACUGCUCAACUGGUAUAUGACCGAGAAGUUCAGUGGACGCUGGGAGCCAUUCUAUAUAAAACACGUUUCUUACCACUCAGGGAUCUUCGACAGGAAGGUGUCCGACAAGUCCAUGGUAGCUGGUUGCGCCUCUCUUUUGUGUACAACCACUAUCUCUUCUUUGCCUGUAUCCUGGUGGUGCUACUGGCCAUCAUCCUGUACCUUCUGCGGCUCCGCCGCAUUCACCGCCGACAAACUCGAACCUCGGCUCCGCUGGACUUGCUGUGGCUUGAAGAGGUGGUGCCCAUGAUUAGAGUACAGGUGGGACCAUGAGGCCAGACCAGGACUAGAGGAGCCUGAGCUCCCACAGCUGCCACUCACUGAAUCCCUCCACUUUCUUGUGCUGGUCUCAGAUGCUGCCUUGCUGGACAUCGUGGAUAUUUUCCCUUGGAAUUCCUGCUUCAAUUUCUUCAUUAAUUCCUUUUCAGUUCCUCUUCUCUGAGAGAAGCUGUGAUUUAGUCUGUGAUGAGAGAUUGGUGCUAACACAGGGGACCAUGCUUUGUCCAACUGAAGCAUGCUUCAACUCCUUUAUCUGAGCGGUCUAUUGUGUUCCUAGGAUCUCGCCUUUUCUUCCCUUGCUAACGCAUGAGGUUUAGCAUUGAGCACACUAGAAGCCUGGUUGAAACCAAACUUGGAGCAUCUGAUUCAAAGCCAGACACAUUCUAGCAAAUGCAGCAGCCUCUUCUUUCUCUGUAACAGAGAUAUCAUUUAUGUGGAGAUCCACAGCCUUUACUAGGGAAUCCAAGAUCUUUGGAGUUCAAAGGACCAGAUGUGAAUUUCCAGACAACCAAAAUAACAUAACUUCCUUGCUUACUUGACAAAGAAGCCAUGUAGGUGUGAUCCAAGAUCUCUGACAUAGUAUUGCUGAUGUUAGUACGUGAUUUUAAAAUUAGAACCUGUUCAAAAUGAAUGGUCUAUGGAAGAUUUUAUAUCUUACCUGAUGCCUGGUAUGACCAGGGUGGAAAAUUUUUCCAUGUCUGUGUGCCUCCAGGCUGUUUGGGCAUUAAUUUUGCUUUUUGAGCCUUAAGUAUGCUUAUAUGAUGGAGAAAUUGUGAUGGGGACAGAGGACCUGGAUUUGUCUGUCCCCUAGGCCUAUUUUUACGAGCUCCUAUACAAGAAGAUUCAAAGACAAUUCUUUCAUUUCACUGAUGUGAUCAAUAUAUAGUUUGGGAAGAGAUGUAUUUGGGUUGUUUUCAAAGGAAAGAACAAUAUCAGAAGAGUGGACAAAGGCAAUAAAAACAAUUGUCUUAUUUAUUAUUUUUGAGAAACAGACGUUUUCUCAAUUUUGACUCUUGGAAUGUGUGAAAGUGAGCAAAUUCUAAUCUUUGAAAUAGAUGAAUCUGUUAAUAAGCCAUCUGGUAACUUCAAGAACCUCUGUCGAGAAAGAUUACCCAGUCACAAACAGUACUUCUAUUAAUGAGGAGAGAGGAAAAGCCAUAAGAUUAUAACAACAUUUGUAUUUACUAUUCUACAGGAGCUUUGCUUCUCCUCCACAUUUAGCCUUUAUUAUUAUUUUUUUUAAUUUAUUCUUUUUUUGAGAUAGAGUCUCACUUUGUGGCCUUUGGUGAAGUGCCAUGGUGUCAUAGCUCACAACAACCUCAAACUCCUAGGUACAAGUGAUUUUCUUGCCUCAGCCUCCCGUGUAGCUGGGACUACAGGGACCCACCAUAACGCCUGCCUACUUCUUUUAGAGAUAGGGUCUCGCUCAGAUUGGUCUCAAACUCUCGAGCUCAGGCAAUCCACCUGCCUCAGCCUCCCAUAGUGCUAGGAUUAUAGGGGUAAGCCACCAGACCUGGUUACAUUUAGCCUUUAAAUUGCAUGAGGAUUUCUUUUUCAUCACCUCCCCCACAGGGUCUAUUUUUCCCCCAGAUUGAUGUAAAGAUACAAAUGAGUAGGUUAGAUUACAUUGUUUGUGUUUGUUAGGUAGAGUCUAAAUUGUAGUUGUGUUCUUCACCCAGGUGUGCCACGUAUCACUCCAUUGUGCCUGUUAGGAGAAAGCACACCAAGCCCCCUCCUUCUUCUCCCCCCCAACUUGAAAAUGGUUGUUUUUCUUUCAUGUGGGUGUGUAGAUGUUCAUUUGCUGAUUUCAUAUUGGUACUGAGUACACUGGAUACCUGCUUUAAUAUAGUCUUCUUGAUACCUUUCCUAUAUGUAGCCUUGAAAGUCCUGUCUGUGAAUAUGCCCCAGGGUUGAAGUUUUCUUUCUUUUCUGUUGCCUUUUGAUUUCUAGGAUUAGAUGAGCAGGGGAAAGAUCCCAGACUUCAAAGAAAAAAAAGUGGAGAUUUUAAAAAAUAAAUUCCAUAGUAGAAGCUGAAAGGAAUUAAUUUGCUUAAUAGAACAGAGAAAAAGAAAUCAAGAGCCUCCUGAAACUAAACUAAGGUGAGAAUAAGUACACUGAUUCUUGGUUGGUAGGUGAAAGGGUGACGAGCCUUGAAUUUUCAACUUAGAUAAACAUAGAUCUAGCACAGACUCUUAGAGUUUCCGCUGGAAGUAUGUUUUACCUUUCAUUGCUGUCAUUGCAAUUUCCUUUCAUUUUUAAGACCUUUAAAUUGACUUUUCUUUUUAAUUAAAAUUUUUUUUCAAUUGUUGGGGAUUCAUUGAGGGUACAAAGAACCAGGUUACAAUGAUUGCAUUUGUUAGGUAAAUUCCCUUUUAUAAUUGUGUCCUGCCCCCAAGAGGUGUGUCACACACCGUGAGCCCUCCACGCCCCCUUCCUGACUUGAUUUUCUUUUAUGUCUUAUCAUUGUGUCCUAUGAGUGGGUCCUCACCUUAUGAAUGAUGCUUAAAAAUAAUGUCAGAAUGUUUUUGCUAUCCAUUGCCUAUUCAGGUAACUUUUUCUUUUUCCCUUAUCAUAGCUUCCAAAUACUAUUUUUUGUUUUCUUGUGAUAUCUAGUCAAAAGCUACCUGACUGGCUAACAGUGAUCUACUCGUGUGCUCAAAAUGAAGUUGAAGCAGGGAGGAAGGAAGUCAUUAGCCCAAUUUGAAAGCUCUUAUUAGUAAAGUUAUUCUCCAUCCACAUUGUAAUAAUAAUAGUUUUCAUUUGUUAAAUACUAUGUACCACACAAUCUGUUAAGAAUUUUGUGUGUAAUUCAAUCAUUAUAAUUGUUCAGAUUGAUAUUAUGUUUUUAUAGUUGAAAAUCUCAGGAUAUCUACAUUUAUCAUUUUUUCAGUAUAAAUACAUUUCUUAUUCUUAAUUUAUUUUAACUAGUCUUUGAGUUUUUGUUUAGUGUGCUAUAGCUUAUUAUUUUAAUGUUAUGGGAUCCAGGUUUGUCUUUAUUAGCAUGAGUAAGACUUCCCAGAGUUCUAUAGUAGAAAAAUCAGAAGGAAAAAUUUUUAUCAUACCCCACAGAGGGACUGAGUAUUUGCUCUUGGUAUUGGGUCUUAUGCUUCUUCCAUUCUCCCAAUUAAUAGAUUUUAAAUGAAAUCUCAUUAGCUAGAAACAGAAGCCAUUUAUGCCUUGCUGAGGGCUAAUUACUUAAAUUUAUUACUUCCUCAUAGUGAAAUCUAUCUUGCCAUGCCCUUCACCCUCUUUUAGCUUUCAGUUUUUGAAUAUUUCUUUUCUAUUUGUAUCUCUGCACUUUAAGUGGUUCCCCUGUGAAGAUAAUAAUGGGGUUAUAAAAUUCACACUCUUAUUAAUUCCUGUGAAUCUUACCAACCACUCAACUUAACAGCAACAAUGAACCUGAAUUGUUACAGUACGUUUGUUAAUACUGAGAACAGGUCACAAAUGUCAACAUUGGAGUCAGUGGCUUAGAAUAGUGAUGCUUAUUAGUCUUGUGAUGGCACAAUCCAUUAUUUUCCCCUGAAUUCUUGUCACUAGAACAUAAUGAAAAUAACAUACAAUCCCCACUUAUGUGGCAUUACACUCACUUCAGUUGCAGUCAACUCUAAGCCAAAUUAUACCACCUUUCUCUCCAUACCCUAGCUCUUUGAAUUCAAUUUCCUUGGUCUGGGAAAUUUUAAUCACUUUCCCCAACCUUAUGGGGAAAGUGCAAGACUUUAUAUUCUGCAAGAUUUUAUAUUCUCUAAACAUCAUCCAUAGCGUUCUGCCCCUCUUCCUUCUCAACCUAAGAGCUUCCUAUAAAUUCAAGGCUGUGGGUACUGAUUGGCUGACUGGAAGUCUGCCAUGUACUUGCUAAGCUAGUCUUUAGGAUUAACACCUACCAUAUCCACAUUUACAUUUUUGAAAUAACUUAUACUUCUCACUGGUAUUAUCUAAACAGAUGUUUCCCCUCUACCCUGUUUUCUGUUUCGCUUUUUGUCAGGGGUGAAAAGACAAAUGGGUGGUAUCAUUUAAAGGAAAGAACGCUGGACUUAAUAAUAAUGAAUGGAUUCUAGUCCUGACUUUGUCAUUUUAGCUCAGGUACCCCAGGCAAGUCACUUGUUCCCUUUCCUUCACUUCUUAUCUAUAAAAUAAAAUGGCUAGACAAGAUAAGGAACCAAAGGCAGGAAAUAAGAUAGAAAAUCUCAGGGUUUCUGGAAGAGGAUUUUGGCCUUUGAUUUAAAAGACCAGGCUACCCAAAAGAAACACCUACUUUGGGCGGCGCCUGUGACUCAGUCGGUAAGGCGCCGGCCCCAUAUACCGAGGGUGGCGGGUUCAAACCCAGCCCCCGCCAAACUGCAACAAAAAAAUAGCCGGGCGUUGUGUCCCAGCUACUCGGGAGGCUGAGGCAGGAGAAUCGCCUAAGCCCAGGAGUUGGAGGUUGCUGUGAGCUGUGUGACGCCACGGCACUCUACCAAGGGCAAUAAAGUGAAACUCUGUCUCUACAAAAAAAAAAAAAACAACACCUACUUUAUCCAUAGUCCCUGAUGUUAAUGGUUGACGGGAAUGGAGUUUCCAACAGCAAUUAUUAUAAAUAAAUUUCCAGAAUUUUAGAGGUCUUCUGGGUGAUGAAAUUGAGUUUCAGGACAGUUGUCAUAUGUGCAAAGUCACAGCGAAUGGCCUCUUGGACCUGAAGUUUCUCUGUUCUAACAACUUUUACACCACAGCGAAAUGUUUAUUGACAUACUACUUCUGCAAGUGUAUUUCAAUGGAAUCUAUUCUUUAUAAUACAGCUAGCUGUAAUUAAACCAUGCCCAGUCUUUAUAACUGCUUCUGAUAGUCAUCUGUAAUUGCUUUGCUCAGUUAAUAAUAAACUUCAAGACCUUGUUAGAAAUAGUGCCAAGUUUCCACUACAUCUAUUCUAGUUUUUUUAAUACUUUUAAAUUUUAGAUGUCUCUUUCAAAUGAUUUGCUUAAUUUUACAUAAUUUUCUUAACCACAGCAUCCAAGCAAUUCAUAAGGUGGUUACAAUGUAAAUGAGGAUAUAAAUGCCUAUUAGAGCUACAUCACUAAGGAACUUGCUUAUAAUUCUUGUGCAGUUUCUACACUCCCUUACAGAAACAGAGCUGUUGAUAAACUGGUUAUCCUAAAAGCAUUAUCAUUACUGUUUGUCUUUGCAACCAACAUCGCUUUAGGCAGUUGCUAAUCAUUACCCCUGCUACAACAGACAGCACUUGCCAAUGUAAGUUAAAGACAAAAAUAUCUGGGUUGACUGAUUAAGAAAGCCAUAAAUUUUAUUUAUUUAUUUAUUUAUUUAUAUAUUUUUGAGACAGAGCCUCAAGCUCUCACCCUGGGUAGAGUGCCAUGGCAUCAUAGUUCAUAGCAACCUCCAACUCUUGGGCUUAAGCGAUUCUCUUGCCUCAGCCUCCCAAGUAGCUGGGACUACAGGCGCCCGCCACAACGCCUGGCUAUUUUUUGGUUGUAGUUGUCAUUGUUGUUUGGCAGGCCUAGGCUGGAUUUGAACCCGCCAGCUCUGGUGUAUGUGGCUGGCGCGGUAGCCACUUGACCUACAGGCGCCAAGCCAAGCCAUAAUUUCCUUCAUGUUAUAAAAACAAUUGACAGAACUUUUGAGAGACCUCUGAGAAUACUAAGGAAAAUUCAUUUAAUGCUACAGUUAUGUGAUGAACUUCUUUUUAAAGAGGUGUUUUGGACAUCAGUCUGCAACCAUCCAUUUCUACUAAUUCACUCAUUCAAUAUUUAGUAUGUGUUUGGUGGUGCUAGGAAUAAUACAAAAUACAAAAAUUAUUAAGAUAAUCGCUGUUCACGAAGAGCUCAUCAAUAGCAUAAUAUAGUUACAUAGCUAAAUGUAACCAGGUCUGUUUUUCAAAUGUAGUCAUCAUCUGUAAUUAAAGAAGAAUGAAGUAAAACAUCUGAAACAUGAACUUACAAGAGUUGCUACUUUCUUGGAGGGAAGUGUAGAAGCAUUAACAUGUGGUUCUUUGGGUCAUACUGCCCUCUGCUGACUCAAUUACUAUAUUAACUAAGGACAACCUGGGCUUGAGGGAUCAGGAGAAGAUUGUGUGGAAAACUGCCACCGUUGACUGCAGUUCCUUCUUUAAAGAAUUCUAUAUAGAGCAGAUGACAUCCUAUUAGCAUACAUCAUAACAGGAUCAACAGAUUAAAUGAUGGGGUGCGGUGGAAAUUUGAAGGGAAUGGGAAUAGGCUGGUCAGAACUUUCUAAGGUAACUAGGCUAUUAGAACCUAAGCCAGUGGUCCCCAAACUUGUCCAUGCGUGGUAAUCACCCAGGGACCUUAAAAAAUAUGCCUAUUACUGCUCCCAGAUAUUGUGGUUUAGUUGGUCUUAGAUAAGGCUUGGGCUUUGGGAUUUUAAGAGUCAAUGUGAGAGAAGCUGGGAAGCAUUUCUAGGCAACAGUGUAAGUCCACCAGGGUACAAUAAUUUGGAAAAAUCAAAGUCAAACUAUCCUGUUUACCUUUGUUUUGCUAAGAAGCACCUGAGAAUGAUCACGCUGAAACUCACAGAAUACUGGAAUUGGGAGGGAAAUGAGAUCAUCUAGUUCACAGAGUGCAAAUGGGCAAACCUGAGGGCAAUAGCUCCCAGACAUGUUAAACCUGCAUAGUAUUUUUGAAACUUGAAAUUAGUUGCCAACACUUAAUUGAGAGCUUUCACAUAAAAUCUAGAUAUCUGGCUUCUUUAAAAAACCAGAUCUGAUAACUUUAGACCUGCAAAGCAGCAGCAGGCCAGAGCUUACUAGUCGUUUAAUAGGAGUACCCUCUAAAUAUUUACCUAGUGGUCCUUGCCCUGCUUACAUUGGGUACCUAGAGUGAAAUGCAAAAUUUCCAUUCCAAUUAUGGCUAGUGGGACUUCUAUUGAUAAAACCUGUAGUACAUUAAGUUUUCUGUGUAGUCAUGUGAUAACAACAUAAAUAGUUCAUGUUGAACCUAAGGCCAACUGAAACCCCCUAGUCUUUUUUUAUAUGAAGUCAGGUUUCUUCACCCCAAACUUAUAAAGCUAAUUUAAAUGAAUAUGUUACAUUUAUAAUCUGUUUUAUUUCAUCUUGAUGGGGUCAUUCUGGGAUGCUUUAGAGUUGUCACUGUCAUCUAUUAGUAUUGUUGGGUCGCCCAAUUCUCAAAUCAGAUGUUUCUGAUGCCUUCCAAGUCACUGAUUUAAAAAAUAAAAUUAAAUAAGACAGAGCCUGUGAAAUAUCAAUGAAGACCAAAAUCACACCAAUUUAGUAGUCAACAAUUAGUUUAAAUAUCUAAAUAGAUGUCAGUGUACUUCACCAUCAAGGUCAUCUUUUUUUAAUCAACAAGGCUAUUAGGAAACACUUUCAGGUGCCAAUUUAUACUGUCUAAUCCACUCCUAGCAAUGUAACACACUAUCAAUAGAAGAAUGAGGUUAAGUGCUUGAUAGAUCCAAGUGGAUUAAUUACAAUUACCUCACUUCUCAAAUACUUGUAAAUCAUUCUGCUGCACAGACACAUUAAGCUUGUCAAAAUCUGAUUCUCUCCC